Macrobrachium nipponense is the source of this 1540-nucleotide messenger RNA. Its product is annotated as trypsin-1-like. The transcript is spliced from 7 exons. NCBI's taxonomy places the organism in Eukaryota, Metazoa, Arthropoda, Malacostraca, Decapoda, Palaemonidae. Gene Ontology annotation, molecular function: serine-type endopeptidase activity. Bases 240 to 1118 code for a protein of 292 amino acids. The record is from RefSeq and is a predicted model, not a curated record. Gene Ontology annotation, biological process: proteolysis.
AGCAGAGAGUGAAAGUUAUUAGUGUGUGUGUGUGAGUCUGGGUGACGUGUUGAUUGUCAUCAACUGCUGUGUGUGUGCUUUAUUUACCACACUGACAUCAGCAAUCGAGCUGAGAGAGAGACAGAAACGAACUCUGAAACUGAUUUAACGAGCAAAAAAGGGGAAAUAACUGGCUGGCAUAACAGUGACAGUUUUUAUUCCCAUCUUUCUCUUGGACUGAGCAGCGAAUCAACACUACCAUGAACAUCAUGCGGUUCCCUUCGGUCUACUCUGCGAUCGGCAUCCCCGUCGCUCUGCUUUUAGUAAUUGCUCACUUUGCAGAGGGAACCGGGACUACUUUCUGCAACUGUCGAGGAUACCGUUGUGGUACUCCAAACCGCGAAGGCCGAGUUGUAGGAGGGAGGAUGACCCAGAGGAACCAAUACCCAUGGCUUGUGUCGCUCUCCUACCGAGGAAAACUCUACUGCGGAGCUUCCCUCGUCAAUGACAGGUUCCUCGUCACUGCUGCUCACUGCAUAAAGAGAGUAAAUAAAGCCCGCGUGGAGAUCCUGCUGGGAAGUUACAACAAGAGCGAUGCCUCCGAAGUAUCCAGGAAGGUCCGGAGGGUGAAGGAAUGGUGGGCCCAUGAAACAUUCGACCGCAGGUCCUUCGUCAACGACGUUGGCGUCAUCGAGUUGAAUGAGCCCGUCGAAUUCGACAGACAUAUCCGACCUGUUUGCUUGCCCUCUGAAGACAAUUCUUACAUUGGUCAGUACGGCGUUGUUCCCGGAUGGGGUCGUCAGUCCGAGGACGGUGAGUCCAGUGACGUUGUUCGGGAGGUUCGCGUUCCCAUCAUGAGCAACGAUGACUGCAGGAACAAGAAGUACAAACCUAACGAGAUUAAAGACACCAUGAUGUGUGCCGGGUACGAUGCUGGGAAGAUUGAUGCCUGUCAGGGAGACAGUGGCGGUCCUCUUUUGCUUGAAAGGCCCGGAGGAAGUCAAUUCGACAUUAUUGGAAUUGUCUCCUGGGGCCAAGGAUGCGCUAGACCCGGUUUCCCAGGAGUCUACACCCGAAUCCAGAGCUACAGAGAUUUUAUAGACACCAAAAUCUCCUCAGGCUGCUUCUGCCCCCUUUAAAAAGCGGCGGCGAUCGGCAUUCUUUGUAGCCUUUACCUCCGUAACUGUUCCCAGCGUCACGGGAACGUUGAAGGUAGAUGAAUAAACGUUCGGAUGUGAUUUCAGCUUAUUCCUCAGGAUGUUGGGGCAUUUACGAGUGACGUGCAUUUCAAGAUGUUCAGCAAUGAUCAGUUACGAAAGUGUUCUUUAUUGACUUUUCCACUCACCUAACUAUGCAUUUCAGCUACACUUGCACUUUUUUUCGUCGGUGACCGAAGCAAUAAAGUCGUGUGGUACUAUUAAAUGUACUUACACUUGCAGUUUAGAAUUAAUAGCUUAUGAGGUCAUUAUGUGUACAUAGUAAUUUAUUUAUUUUCCUUGUACUAAUGUAGCACUAUAUAUAUCAAAACUAAUUAUGCUUAAUGAAUAAAAGAAAAUUGAAU